AUGAAAGAAGUUUUUGGUGACAAUGCACCAUCAUACAACGUAGUCAAGUACUGGCAUUGCCAGACAUCAGUGGAAACUGCUCCUAUUCCUGGACAACCAUAUUCCACCAUUGUUGAUGACACCAUCCAUAAGGUGGAAGCUGCCAUUUUGGAGGAUCACUGCCUAACUAUUCAGCAACUAGCCCAAGAAGUGAAGAUAAGUGUAGGGUCCGUGGAAAAAAUCAUUAACCAUUAUUUGUACAUGCAGAAGUUGUUUGCACGAUGGAUUCCCCAGAUGCUCACACUCUUUCAGAAGCAGGAAUGA
Octopus bimaculoides (California two-spot octopus) is the source of this 303-nucleotide messenger RNA. RefSeq lists its product as uncharacterized. NCBI's taxonomy places the organism in Eukaryota, Metazoa, Mollusca, Cephalopoda, Octopoda, Octopodidae. The record is from RefSeq and is a predicted model, not a curated record.